This is a messenger RNA of Juglans regia (Persian walnut), 1425 nucleotides long. RefSeq lists its product as uncharacterized. NCBI's taxonomy places the organism in Eukaryota, Viridiplantae, Streptophyta, Magnoliopsida, Fagales, Juglandaceae. The transcript is spliced from 2 exons. The record is from RefSeq and is a predicted model, not a curated record. Bases 269 to 1207 code for a protein of 312 amino acids.
AUUGUCACUUAUGUGCACAUCUUAUCGCCACGAUCACGACAUAGCAACAUCAUUUCUCCAAAACAGAUUUCUUAAUAUCUCACUGCAUCUGUGUCUGUGUAUACAUAUAAUAUAACCGAAGUAUAUCCCUUCUCUCUCUCCUUCACAUCCUUCUCGCCCAAAAGGGCUAGCUGCAUAACCAUACAAAAGAGAAAAAAAAUAGACUUGCGCCCAUAGAUAAUUGAGAAAAAGGGUAUUGGAAACAAGUUUGCGAGGUUCAUUAGCAACGAUGCCUGGGAUUCGGAUGAGGUUUGAGCGGGUAGCGGCAGCGUUUCAAGACGUGUCGCGGCUUUGCGAGAGCAGCGGGAGCGAGAACUCGCCGGAGAGUCUCACCGAUUUAUCGGAUCUUGUGAAGUCAUUCAUUGAAAGAGAUGGUGGUGGGUUUGAUGGAGUCGGCAAAGAGGUUGAGCUUGAAACGGAUCAAAACCAUUCAGACUCGUCAGAAUAUUGGUCUGAUUCCGAGGCCAAGGAAAUGCUACAGAACCUUUUUGGCUGCGACGGCGAUGGCAAUCACCAUGAUGCGAAGCAUAAGAUCCGUGCCGAAACAGAGUCUGCAAGCUUUGGGCUGAUCGGAGAUAGAUCGUCCCCGAGUUUUAAACGAGAAAUCAUGGCUCGCCUGCGUGACAGGGGUUUCGAUGCUGGCCUCUGCAAAUCGAAAUGGGACAAAGGCCGGCGGUUCCCAGCCGGGGAUUACGAGUACAUUGAUAUCAAUGUCUCUGGAAACAGAUACAUUGUCGAAGUUUCGCUGGCCAGAGAGUUCCAAAUUGCUCGUCCAACGGACCGAUACGCGGCGUUGCUCGAUGUUCUUCCACCCAUAUUUGUGGGCAAAGUGGAAGAGCUCAAGCAGGUGGUGACGCUGAUGUGUAGAGCAAUGAAAGAGUCAAUGAAAAGCAUGGACAUGCAUGUACCGCCAUGGAGAAGAAACGGGUACAUGCAAUCCAAGUGGUUUGGUUCUAAUUACAAGCGGACCACAAACAGAGUUCCAACAGGGAAAGCACACAUAUUUGAAUCUGAUAACGAUUCUUCUGCCGGAAAACUGUCGGUUGCGUUCAAGGCCUUGCCGGCGAUUUCAUACUAUUGUAGAGACGAUUUUGCAAGUAAGGUUGGGUUAAGAGUUGGGCAUUUGACUGAAGCUCUAGGGGCCAAGGGCGUAGGCAUGCCCUUGUAGUUUUUUAUUUCUUUUGGUUGUUCCAUGCAGAGAAAAUUACUAGCAGUCUGCGUAGAUAUUCACUCGAUGGGUGGGAUGAUCAGUAGUGGUGAUUGGGUGAGGAAGCCUGAGCUAGCAGUUCAAUUUUUUAGCUCGGAUGUUCGAUCUGUUACCUUUGUCAUGCAAUUGUUCCUAUUUUUGAACAGAUGAAUAAAUUUUGAGAUGCAUAUAUUAUUGCA